AUGUUCAAGGAUGUCAAAGCUCAUGUCAGUUCCUGUCAUGAAUGCCAAAUCAGGAGUACUCAAAAAGUCGAGAUACCCUUGACCAUUUCUACACCCGCCACAAUAUUCACCAAACUAUAUGUGGAUGUCAUGCUUAUGCCGAAAGCAAAAGGAUAUUGCUAUAUUGUUGCCGCUCGGGAUGACUUAACCCAAGCAGCCGAGGGAAGAGCCCUGCGAAAAAGCAAUGCAGACUCUCUCGCAAAAUUUUUCUCAGAAGAAAUAAUAUGCCGAUAUGGGCAUAUAGCUGAAGUUGUAACCGACAAUGGAGAAGGGAUAGUCAAAGCCUGCGAAGGAGGUAUAUCCCAAUGGCCUAGUAAAGUUCACCAUGCCUUUUUCGCCGACAAAGUUACUAUGCAACGAGCAAGUGGGUUUAGCCCAUUCUGGCUACUACACGGUGUAGACCCCAUCCUCCCAUUCAACUUAGUGGAAGCAAAUUUUCUGGUAGAAGGAUUCAAGUCCAGAAUGGCAUCCGAAGAUCUCUUAGCCUUGCGGAUCAGGCAGUUAGAGAAGCACCCUGAGGACAUCAGAGCUGCAGCAGAAACCUUAGCCAAGAAUCAAUGGAGCGCGAAGCUUCAAUUUGAGAAGCGGUUCAAGCGUAGGUUCCUGAAAAAGUCUACUUGGGAACCUGGAGACCUAGUUCUGGUCCGGGACAUUGAAAGAGAGCACUCCUAUGAUCGGAAGCACACUCCCAGAUACAGGGGACCAUACAAAAUUACAGGCCAAACCAAGCACGGAUCAUAUAUAUUGAGUGUAUUGGAUGGUACACUGAGUCGUCGCGGAAUUCAUGGAUACAGACUGCUGCCAUACAUAAGCAGGCAGCAGGCUGUAGAGGCAUUGCGGAGAGCAGACAAAGAAAUCCCCUCAGAUGAAUCUGAUCAAUCUGAGAUGGAAGGAUCAGGAAUGGAGGAAUGA
This is a messenger RNA of Gloeophyllum trabeum ATCC 11539, 951 nucleotides long. RefSeq lists its product as uncharacterized. Gene Ontology annotation, molecular function: nucleic acid binding. The transcript is spliced from 2 exons. Bases 1 to 951 code for a protein of 316 amino acids. Lineage: Eukaryota; Fungi; Basidiomycota; Agaricomycetes; Gloeophyllales; Gloeophyllaceae. The record is from RefSeq and is a predicted model, not a curated record.